Theobroma umbraticum is the source of this 3660-nucleotide messenger RNA. Lineage: Eukaryota; Viridiplantae; Streptophyta; Magnoliopsida; Malvales; Malvaceae. The record is from RefSeq and is a predicted model, not a curated record.
UCCUGGGUGGUGGGACCUGCAACAUGGAAUGGACAACCUUAUACGUACGACCCCUGUAGCUGUAACCUGCUUGCCCAAUGGAUCCUACAAUUCUUCUUUCUUUCUGCCACCAUAUGCACAAACUGUUGGUAAUUUUUAAGGAUCACUUCUUGAAAUUGCCAGAGCAAGCAAAAGCGAAUUCAUUUAGCUAGGUAGGCAGAUGUUAGCAUCAAUAAAGAAAUUAGGACGAGGGCUGCUACAGUCGCAUUAAUUGCAAUUGCAUGUUCCUUUCCGAAUCACAACUGGUUAAUCCCAGAAUAGAAUACACUAUACAUAUACACGUACUAGACUAGUAGAAAAUUAAGUUUCAAAAAACAUAAAAUUAUGAUCGAUGUGGUGGAAAGUGCGCGCGCGAGUAUAUAUAUUUGUAUGUGGCCCAGCCCCGUGAAAGAAUUAUGAUUGGUGCCCUGUUAAUGUUAAUUAUUAUAGGGAAGGUGUUUUUCCGCACAUGCCUCCAUCGCUGCCUAUAUAUAGAAUCAUAAGCGUGACAGCCGAAUCCUAUAAACUCUCUUUAAUCUUUUAUUAUAUAUAUACAUAUAUAUGUAUGUUCUCUAAUCCAUAAACACAGGCGCCAGGAUCACUUUAGGCGAAUCCGAUUCUGACGCCCUCAUAUAUAAUUCACAUUGAAUCAGAUUCAGACGUAGUAAUUACCUGCCGCUCACUCCGGUGCCUCUGCACUCAACCCAGGUUGGCAUUAAUUAAUUUCCAGUGGCGGAAGUGCAAUAGCAAUGGCAAUAUUAUUGUUGUUUCGUGAGGGGGAUGGCCUCAUUUCUGAUACUAAAACGGUGAAACAUAUUCACAGCAAAUCCAUCUGAUUAUUGUACCCCUUCUGGCCCUACCAAGUAUGAGAAGUAGUCAGUUCUGUAGAUAAAUUGGGAAUGAAGUCAUGAUCAGGCCCGAAAGCUAAAGUGUGAUUUGGAUUGGGAUUAUUACCCCCGGUGGUGGUACCUGCUGGACCACAAGUCAGUACCAAACAAGGCCUCGAAUAAAUAAUUAUCUAAUUACAAUCAUUUUCCUCUGGCAUUCGGCAUUUGGCAUUUGGCAUUUGGCAUUUACAAAGAGCUAUCCAAAUCCAGAGGCUGGCCAUCACCACCUCAAAUGGAUUUGCUAAGGUGCCAUUUGCACACCGGGUUUAUAAUAUGCCUCCCAAAAUUCACUGCAUCCUCAAGGAUCUAGUGCCCAAUCGGGCCUUCAGUUCAGUAGGAAGGCCCCAGCGUCGCCUUGGUGUGUCGGUCCUGAACUUGUGUUUAAGUUUCUCUCAGAAGUGGUGCAUCGUCUUAAUUUGCACCCAACACUUGUAAACUACUUUCAAGUAAACUUUCUGCACGAUUACUCUUUAAUUUCAAUUAGGAAAACAACUCCCACAAUUGAACUUGUCUCCUUCAAGUGUCCUUUGUACCGUUGAUGAUCAUAGGGGCCCUAACGUGCAUCACGUUCUAAAAGAAAAAGAGCGACCACUCAUUGAAGGGUACGUAACGUAAAUAUGUAAAUAUACUUAGAUGAUGGAUAUGAUGACCAAAAGUGUCUUGACUCCGGUCCAGGAAUUGGUGAGGUCAGCAAUAAAAUAACACAAGGCAUCACCACCCGCCAGUUACCGUUUCCAUAAAAGUACCGAUAUAUAUAUAUAUAUAUAUUCGAAGUACCGACAAGUAGGGGUACCUUCACCGUUGUUUCCUCCUCCAGUACUUAUGGACACAUUGAUUGAUCACAUGUCUUUUACCACUGCCUGCUUUGAGCUUCGCCCGAGUUUGGAUACAAGUCAUGCAAACUUUUCUUUCGAUUUUGUUUUGACGUCUCCAUUUUGUAAACAUGCUCUCCCCCUCCCCUCUGCUCCUUCGCAGGAUUUUCCUCCUGUUCUUUUAGCAUCAGAUAUUUUUGCACAUUCCAAUAGCUGGUACACAAACAGGAGAAAUCGAAACAAGGAUAGCUGCACGAAAUAUAAUUUCUGUCUGAUUUAUACAUCAAAAAACAAUUGAAGGUGGAUUAGAAUAAUUAUAAGAUGGGCUUCUGGACACUGUUCGAGGUGGCUUCCAUGCCAAUUUUGCAAGUACUGAUAAUAAGCGUGUUGGGAGCCUUCAUGGCAACUGAUUACUGCAAACUUCUGCCAGCAGACACCCGGAGAUCCUUGAAUAAGCUUGUGUUCGUGGUGUCACCCCUCGCUCAUGUUUGCAAGUCUUGCAAGACUGUCACGCUCCAGGACAUUAUUCAUUGGUGGUUUAUGCCUGUAAAUAUGAUUACUUUUCUAGUGGGAGGAAUUGUUGGAUGGAUUGUGGUUAAGAUACUGAGACCAAAGCCUCAGCUGGAGGGUCUUAUCAUUGCUACAUGUUCAUCUGGGAACUUGGGAAAUCUUCUCCUUAUAGUGGUCCCCGCAAUCUGUAAUGAGGAUGGAAGCCCGUUUGGGAAUCGUAAUGUUUGCAGCUCAGUGGGACUUUCAUACGCAUCUUUCUCCAUGGCGCUUGGUGGUUUUUACAUCUGGACUAUUACUUACCAAAUGGUAAAAACUUCAGCUGUAAAAUUCAAAGCACUUGAAGCGGCUGAAUUGGUUUCAAAAGAACCCAACAAGAACUUAGAUGCCACAGCCGAAAGUCACCUUCUGAAAGGAGAAGGUCAUCAAGAGCAACUUGCUGUAACAGUGGCAACAAAGUCUGUUGAAGAUCCAGAGAAGCAAGAGAAUGUGUCCCAAGAAACGGGGCCGAAUGAAAAAGGGAAGGCAUCGUUCUGGGUUAAAGUGGUCAGGUUUCUUCAUCAGAUUUUGGAAGAGCUCAUGGCACCUCCAACGCUUGGUGCAAUUUUGGGUUUCAUCUUUGGGGCGACCACGUGGCUGAGAAACCUUGUAAUUGGUGACGGGGCUCCGCUACGGGUAAUCCAAGACUCCAUUAAACUGCUAGGGGAUGGAACGAUUCCUUGUAUCAUCCUCGUACUAGGAGCCAACUUGAUUCAAGGUUUACGUUCAUCGACAAUUAAACCUUUGAUUAUCGUGGGAGUGGUCUGUGUUCGAUACAUUAUUCUCCCAGCUGUUGGCAUUGGGGUUGUUAAAGCAGCCGCACUUGGCUUCCUGCCACCGGACCCUUUGUUCCACUACGUGCUGAUGAUUCAGUUUACUCUGCCACCUGCCAUGAAUAUUGGUACCAUGACCGAGCUGUUUGACGUGGGUCAAGAGGAGUGCUCGGUCCUCUUCCUGUGGACAUACUUGGCUGCCGCCCUAGCACUGACCACCUGGUCAACAGUGUUCAUGUGGAUCUUGACCUGAAAGCCACCAACCCAACCUAGGAAAGCCAAAAGAAAGAGCCAUCUCCAAUCAGAUUCUUUUCUCUCCUUUGUUAGAUACUAUACAUGCUACUCGUCAUUUCCUUUUGCUGUUAGGCUUGUCAACUUGCGUGGAUAACAGCGAGAGGUCAAAGGCUUCCAUAGCGUGUAUAUAAAUAUAAUAGAUUAUGAAUGUAUGUAGGCGUAGUGAGUUGAAAAACAGAAAACCAGGACAAAGAGUACACAUCUCAAGCAGAAGGAAAGCCUUGUGCUGUUCCUUCUGUUUCUGGGGCAUAAGAUAAUUUGCAUGUAAAAUUGUAAUAGCUCAUGAUAUUCAUUUCAAUAUCAUCAUAUAGUUGGAUUCUUUCUCUUUUA